This is a messenger RNA of Arachis ipaensis, 1260 nucleotides long. Lineage: Eukaryota; Viridiplantae; Streptophyta; Magnoliopsida; Fabales; Fabaceae. The record is from RefSeq and is a predicted model, not a curated record.
AUGCCUGGUACUGUUGCAGUCCUUAGGACCAGCCCUGUUCGAGUUGGGGGACAGGUGGACGAGUCGCUGGCUUAUUUUCACCGACUGUUCUGGACGUUUUCACCAUGUAUCGAGGCAUUCCGUCAUUACAAGCCCUUGGUCAAUAUUGACGGCACCCAUCUGUAUGGCAAGUAUGGGGAAACGUUGCUCGUCGCGAUUGCACAGGAUGGGAACUCCAACAUUCUGCCUGUUGCAUUUGCACUGGUUGAGGGUGAGAAUGCCAAGUUCUGGUCCUUCUUUCUCUCCCACCUGUGUCAGCACGUGACCCUACAAGCGGGUCUGCUGGUUAUAUCAGAUAGGCAUAACAGUAUCAAGGCUGCGCUUGAGGCUCCCAACGGAGGAUGGAUACCUCCAGCUGCCUACCGUGCAUUCUGUAUUCCCUGGUCCUUUUUUCUCUCCCACCUGCGUCAGCACGUGACCCCUCAUCCAGGUCUGCUGCAUGUGGCAGCAAAUUUCUCCCUAACCUUAAAGGGCAAGGAUGCAAGGAGGCUUCUUGUGAAUGCAGCGUAUGCGAAGACGGAAGUGGAGUUCGAUUACUGGUUUGACAUUCUGCGGUCUGAAGACCCUGCCAUGUGUGAUUGGGCAAACCAGAUUGAGUAUUCAUUGUGGACACAGCAUCCGGAUGAGGGUCAGAGAUUCGGACACAUGACGACAAAUAUCUCCGAGUGUGUUAAUUCAAUCCUGAAGGGAGUCAGGAAUCUCCCUGUCUGCUCGCUGGUGAAGGCAACUUACGGGAGGUUGGCCGAGCUAUUCGUCCGCAAGGGGAGAGAGGUUGAGGCCCAGCUGGGUACGGGACAACAAUUCUGUCAACACCUGGUGAAGUAUAUUGAGGCAAAUCUAAAGACGGUGAGGUGCUUCACGGUGACUCUGUACGACCGAGAUAACUCGGAGUUCACCGUCUCGGAGACGACUCCUACUGGUUCGUUCUCCUUUGGUAGCUACAGGGUGUAUCGUCUUAGCUCCAUGUUCAGUGUGUAUCGGAUGGGGUUCACACCACCCAUUCCCGAGGGUUUCUGGCCACCAUAUGAUGGGCCGACAGUGAUACCAGACCCCAACAAGAGGCGUGCGAGCGAGGGACGUCCCAGGUCCACCAGGAUACCAACCACUAUGGACGAGGCGGAUCCGAACAGACCGAAGAGAUGUGGGUUCUGUCGGCAACCAGGACACACACGUCGGAGUUGCCCACAGGUCGGAGGACCAAGUCACACGGGUGGGACAUGA